AAAAAAUGUGGAGACGCGGCCACUCCUCUCCCCCGAUGCGCCGCCGCCCCCCGUCCCCCCUGCUCCGCCUCCGCUCCCAGCCUCUCCCCCUCGGCGUUCGCGCCUCCGGAUCGAAGCCCACGACGGCGGCGUUCCCAGAUCGGCAAAGCGCCACCCCAUCGGAUCGUCGUCACUGCUGACGGCCGCCUCCUCGUCAAGGAAGCGCGGCUUCCAGCCGGCGGCGACCAAGGCAAGGGAGGCCCGCGAAGAAGUUGCUCCUGCUCCCGCGGCCGACGGCGGCCGUGACGAAGCUGCUCCUGCUCCAGAGGGGCGCCUCUGCCCCCGCGUGUUCCACCGGGAGAGGAGGAGAGGAUCCUCCGCGUGAUCUUCUUCUUCUCGGCCGACGAUGCAUCCUCCUCCUCCGCCGCGUCAUGGGCGCUCACCACGGAAGGGGAGGUGCCGCUGGAGCUCAAUCUGGCAUUCAACGCCGCGGACGGCCGGCCACAUCCCCUCCCCUGUGGGUUUCGCCUGGGCGGGCGUCUCCUACUCUUCCCGGACCUCACGGUCCAGGCCAUCACAAGUCUGCCCUACAUGAUGCCUGGCAGGCUAACCCAGCAGGAUGCAUGUGCAACAGACUGAAACAAGCAGCCUACACUGUCCUCAAAUCCCCUGUUUCUUCUUUCACAGCUCUGCUCUCCAACAGCUUGCACGGCUCCAUCACCGCCGAGAUCAUCAACUGCAACAAGCCGACAGCAAUUUAUGCGUGCCACCAAAUUGCAGGCACGGAGGGGUUGUACACGGAGCUGCAGGGGAAGAUGAUGGGCAAUAAGGCCACAGAGUAAGCGCUCAUCUUUGUCGAGGAGUGCGGACUCACCAGCCUUCUCACGCCGGAUCAGUUCCUCAACGAGCGGGAGAGUAUGCUCCAGGGGAUCUCUUCCUCCUGCGCGCCUGAUGCUUGGCAAGAUUGAUGUUGUUGGUGGCACAAGUGGCAAGGCGCUGAAGAGAGAAGGAAGUGCAUGCUGAAGGACGUGCUUUGUGUUGCGAAGUGCUAAUUGAUGGAUGGAUAUGGCUGGUGAUAGAUAUGUGUUGUGUACUUAGUAGAUAAAACGGCUUGGUUUUAUUUGUCAUGAACCUCAAGUGUUGGAAAUCGAUGUAGAUGCAUUUCUCAGCUCUUGUUUAUGUUGGGCUGGGCAAUGAGAUGAGCAAGGGCGAUACUAGAAACAUGCAUGCCACCGUAAAUUUCUGCAUUUCUUAAGUGAAGUGGAGGAAUUUAAGAAAUAUGAUUCAUGGAAUGACCAUGCAUCACUCUGUGAAAUGAAAUGAAAUGAAACGAAAUGCAAGUUGUUGAGUCAA
This is a messenger RNA of Aegilops tauschii subsp. strangulata, 1332 nucleotides long. RefSeq lists its product as uncharacterized. The record is from RefSeq and is a predicted model, not a curated record. Lineage: Eukaryota; Viridiplantae; Streptophyta; Magnoliopsida; Poales; Poaceae.